CUUCUUCAAACUCACCAAUUUACCAAUAUUGCAUACUGGAGCAAUGAGCAUGUGAAGCGAAAACCAUGGGAAGUACUUCUUGCAACAAUUUAUAAUUGCUCAAAUCCUCAAUAAGGAAGAGUCCAAUUUUCCUAGAUUCAAGCACCAAAUCCAUCCAACUUGCAAGCCAUGACAUGCUUUAAAAUGUAUCAUUUCCACCUCAAUGUCUGAACUACCAUCCCCAAAACCUUAAAAUUUAUUUCUGCCUAAAUGUCAGAACUAUCAUCCUCAAAACCAUGAAGCUUGACCAACCAAGAUUGUCCUUGUGAGGUAGGCAUAGGAAGAAAAUCAUCCCACCUGUGUUGUGCAGAUAAUUUAAAUGCAGGACCCUGUAAAUAACAAUCCACAUAAAACAUGAAACCCAUAACAAGUUUAUCCCAAAACCUUUCUUCAAACAUGGCUUCAAUAAAGAGCAGUGUGUCUGAUAAACAAAGCAAACCUACCACAUAUGAACAGCAGGACACCCACUUGUGCAAACAGCCAACUAAUUCAAAAAAAGAUCACCCACCAUCAAUUCAAUUCACCAGUUUUUUUGGGAAACCAAUCUGUGCCUUCUGUUUGAAAACUUUCAACCUGAAUCCCUCAAAUUUGACUUCUGAGUCCAAACUUGAGUUCAUUACCUUUAAUGAAUGCAGUGGCAAACG
Molecule: messenger RNA, 683 nt
Organism: Rubroshorea leprosula
Lineage: Eukaryota; Viridiplantae; Streptophyta; Magnoliopsida; Malvales; Dipterocarpaceae
Source: the annotation of a GenBank genome assembly